GCGGGCCUUUCGCGCGCGCCUGUCUGCGUUAUUUUCUCUUGUAGUGGCGGCCUGGCAGUGUGGUUGCGGCAUGAUUAUAAAGGGCCCCUCCUCCUCGUCCUUGCGGCCGGCUUCGCCCGCUUUUUAUUUUUUUUCUAUUGGUGUGUGUAAUUCACUUGCAGCGAGGCGUAUUUUCCAUUGUAUGUUGUAG
Amoebophrya sp. A120 is the source of this 190-nucleotide messenger RNA. Lineage: Eukaryota; Dinophyceae; Syndiniales; Amoebophryaceae. The record is from the annotation of a GenBank genome assembly.